AUCUCGAGGCAGCAGUGAAGAGACGGACCAGCAGGAAUCUCUCCACAAGCUGCUGACCUCCGGAGGACUCAGCGAGGAGAACUUCAGACAGCAUUUUGCCGCCCUCAAAGCAAACGUCAUCGAGGCCAUCAAUGAGUUACUGACCGAGCUGGAGGGAACGACUGACAACAUCGCGAUGCAGGCUUUGGAGCACAUUCACUCUAAUGAGGUCAUCAUGACUAUCGGACGCUCUCGCACCGUCGAGGCCUUCCUCAAAGACGCCGCACGCAAACGCAAGUUCCAUGUCAUCGUUGCAGAGUGCGCCCCCUUCUGCCAGGGACACGAGAUGGCAACCAGCCUCUCGAAAGCCGGCAUCGAAACAACCGUGAUCACAGACGCUGCCAUAUUCGCAGUCAUGUCUCGUGUUAAUAAGGUCAUCAUCGGUACGCAGACAGUUCUGGCGAACGGAGGUCUGAGGGCCGUAAAUGGGACGCACACUCUGGCUCUUGCAGCGAAGCACCACUCAACGCCGCUGAUCAUUUGUGCUCCCAUGUUCAAGCUCUCGCCUCAG
Molecule: messenger RNA, 550 nt
Organism: Plectropomus leopardus (leopard coralgrouper)
Lineage: Eukaryota; Metazoa; Chordata; Actinopteri; Perciformes; Serranidae
Source: RefSeq, a predicted model, not a curated record